AGAGAGGGAGAGGGGGAUGUGAGUGGAGGAGCUUGUGCAGAAUCUCGUUCACACCUGAAAUGUGUUGAAGCAGCUGUCCACCUCUCUGCAGCGCACAGCUGUUACUAAUGGAGACAGAGAGAAACAGAAAAGAGGGCUAGUUUUAUUUUUCCUGUCAGAAAUCAACAGGGUCUCCUCCAGCCGCGGAGAACACAGCUGAGGAGGAAGAACCGGACUGACUCUGUCCUCAUCUCCUUAACGAGGAUUCCAAAGGCCAGAACCCCGAACGACACAAACACAGUACUGACAUAAAGGAUACGGAGCUGUGUCUGUACCGGGGCUCACUGUUACUGCAGCCCGCUGUGUGCUCAGGAAGACCCGGAGAGGCUCACUGAACACCGCUGGAAGAUGGGAACAAGCGUUAUGAUUGACACAGAGGCUUAAAGCUGGUGUGUGUGUGUGUGUGUGUGUGGACAGACUGAAAGAAAAAUGCUCAAAGUUUGCGGCCACACGAGACGGAGAGGAAAUACAUAAAGCAUGUUUUACAACCGAAUAACGGACAUUUACAAACAUAACAAAAUGUUUGUCUGGCUGGCCACAUUUUUGUCGGAAUGUAACGUUAAACAAAUAACUUCCGGAAAACUUCGAUUAUCAGCAGCUUCAUUUGAAUCCAGGAAACCGACACAGACCGACUCUAAUCUGAAUGGAGUUGUGUGAGACGAGGUAUGAGCUCUGUUGUGCCGUUUUCGCGCUUCGUCGAUGGAUAUGCCUGUUAGCACGGCCCUGCUGGGCAGCAGUGGCAGCAACUACACAGCUGACACCUCGGGUCCCGGCUUCACCGGCCAGCUGGGCACCGCCACAUCUGUUGUGCCGAGGGUUGUUUCCAUAGUGACUAGCCUAGUGACCGUCACCACAGAGGCCACAGUGGGAACCACAGAUAACCUAUCAGCCUUCAGAGACCAAAGAGGGAACGAGCUCAGUCAGAUCCAUCAGGCGUUAACCCCGUCGGUGCUGAGCGCUGCUGAGAGUAACUCUGUCUUGCAGGGCAUCACGGUGGCAGCUCAGGCCCUGGUACUCCUCUCCAUCUUCCUCCUCUCCAGCCUUGGCAACUCAGCGGUCGUCAUCGUCAUCAUCAAGCACAGGCAGCUUCGAACAGUGACCAACGCUUUCAUCAUGUCGCUGUCGCUGUCCGACUUCCUCACAGCUGUCCUGUGUCUGCCGUUCUCCUUCGUCAUGCUCUUCAGUAAGGAUGGUAUCUGGAUGUUCGGGGAUAGAUUCUGUGUGGCCAAUGGCUUUUUCAACACCUGCUUUGGUAUCAUAUCCACCUUGACAAUGACUUUGAUCUCCUUUGACAGGUACUACUCCAUAGUCAGGCAGCCACAGGCUAAAAUAGGGCGUCAGAAAGCAACGCAGUUGUUGAUAGCUGUGUGGUUAACUGCAGUCAUUUUCGCUCUGCCUUGGUAUCUGUUGGUCCGAACACCUCCAGAAAUCCAUAAGCGAGGUUUCUACCACUGCAUGUAUGUGUUCCACUCGGGGACCUCUCGCAUGGGGACAGCUUACAGCAUCUCACUUAUUGUUGUAUGUUAUUUACUGCCCUUCUCCCUCAUGUGUUUUUGUCAUUAUAACAUCUGUAAGACAGUCCGACUCUCUGAAAUCCGAGUCAGGCCGGUAACAACAUACGCAUACUUGUUGCGGUUUUACAGUGAAAUGCGAACUGCCACCACGGUUCUGAUCAUGAUCGUUUUCAUAAUCUUUUGUUGGGGGCCGUAUUGCUUAAUGGGGUUGGUUACAGCGAUGGGGGACUACACGUUCAACCCUGCAAUGGACACAGUGGCUAUCUGGCUAGCCUGGGCAAACGGAGCCAUCAAUCCUCUGAUCUACGCCCUGAGGAACCCCAACAUAUCCAUGUUGCUGGGACGGAGCAGAGAGGAGGGCUAUCGGACCAGAAAUAUCGCUGCGUACCUCUCCAGCCAAACCCAGAACCGUGAAAUUCGGCUUAACCAAGCAGAGAGGAUAAGGGACCGCUAUGUGAGUCGUGUAGGGGUGAAUAAUAACAGCCGGCUGUCAAGUUCAAGUCCUGGAAAAGGAGGAGGGGGAGGAGAGGUGGCAAUGUGGGCUUGUAAAAAUCCUGCUGUGUUCUUCUGCAGGGACGCCCACCCCGACACUGCAGCGCUACCCAACUCUGUCAGUGCUCCAAAGAUGAAGACAGCCGACACCAGCCUGUGAUAUUCUGGACGAGUUCCUAACCAUCUAAUGAUUGUGUUCAUCUCAUCUGUAUUUGUCGUUGUGGAUCUAGAGACUGCUAUUACCAGUUUGUCACAUAUUUGGAAAUACCUGAUAGUAUUUAUGUGUCUUCAGAUCACAGACCACCACUCAUUUUUUGUUCCAGGAAUUGAAAAAGAUCACUUCAGUUGUUCAUGUACUAGUACUAAACUGCAGAACUGUUCACAGUAUGUGGAAAGACAAAAAUACGACAGUGAAAACUCUGUUGUAGCUGCAGCUGUUUUACAAUAGCUAAUGACAGUUAAAUAAAAUUCCUUUUGGAGGACACCAUGAAGUCCUCUCUAGAAUCCAUGGCACCUCCUCUGGAAUCUCAGUGAUUAAACAUGGAAGGGGAUUCAAAACAUGUCUGUAGACACCCAUGACAAGUUUGUGCUUGUGCUACAGGUCUUCAUGUCAGAAAUCAUUUCAUAUGUGAAUGCAGCAUGUGGAUAUGGAAAACUGAUCAAGGAUCUAGCACUUCCUUAAUCUACAGCCAUUUUCAGACUCUCACAGUUUGUUAACAUGAAUAAAAUGAUCUGAUACACUUACACUUUUCCGUGAAUAAUGACUGGAAUGUCCUCCUUCAGAAGCAAAGGCCAGAUAGAACCUCUGACGGUCUGGUCACACCAGAAAGUGAUUCUGAGAAUGCAUUUUAGCCAAAGCAUUGCACCUCUUUUUCCUCUCCACACGGACUGUUGCCUGCAUGCAACCAAAGCGCGCUCAAACGUGAUUGCUACUACUAGUACUAAGUACUACUUGGACUACAAAUGGAAACCAGAACCCUUCCGAUGCCAAAUCUCAGUUCAUUUAUUGAAGAGGCUUAUCGUCUCUGAAUCAUCUGCAAACCGUGCAUCUUUUGUGACCAGUUCAUACUCCAGCAGAGCAUGGUAAUAAUAAAGUGGAUGGUGCAACACAGCUAGUACGCUAAGUUAGCUUCCUAUGUUUUUUUACAGUUGGCUCUCUGUUGCCACAAAGGUCACCACUGUCAAGACAGUUUGCUACCAGUUAGUCGCGCAAAUAUGUGAGCCAACGUUCACCCACGCUGACUUGUAUGGAUGAAUUACAAAUUAACUGCACACUGACAGACUACCUAUAUAGUACUACUAUAAAGUGUAUAGACUGCGUUUUCAUUGUAGUUUUUUAUUAAGUUGUAGAUUUACCUUCCCAACUAAUUUUUUCCCACAUUACAAAGCGAAUGCGUCACUAAAUGCAACGUUAAUGUUGUCAUGGUCUGACAACUGUUUUGUUCAGUUCAGCAGGUCCAUAUAAACUUAAUAUUAAACUUGUUAAUUAGGUUUAUUGGCUCAGCAACCACCCAUCUGCACCCAUGCACAGUAUUUAAAAGGUAAAGAGAGCUUCAGACUCUGAAUGACUUCUGAAAAACAUCAUUUUAGAUGCAGAGUUGGAGUUAUGCUUGGCAGCCAGGCCGGACAUACAGGGAAAAGACCAAUAUCCACAUGGGACCCUUCGACUAAUGACUUAAAAGUAUUAAGAGACAGGAUCUCAGUCUCAGAUAUUAACCACACCCACCUGAACGGCUGUCUUUUUGUUAUAGUCAUGCAUUUUAUCCACCAUGAUAUGUACAGUAUAGCUCCACUGUCUGCUGGGGGUGGGCAUUAGGAAUAGUUUUUGUUAUUACUUUGGCCUGCCUAUAUGUGUAAAUGCAUUUUUAUCACACAAUAAAGAGGUUAGAUUUUUUAUUUUCAAA
Messenger RNA from Morone saxatilis (striped sea-bass), 3949 nucleotides. Its product is annotated as G-protein coupled receptor 135. The record is from RefSeq and is a predicted model, not a curated record. Gene Ontology annotation, biological process: G protein-coupled receptor signaling pathway. The transcript is spliced from 3 exons. Gene Ontology annotation, cellular component: membrane. Gene Ontology annotation, molecular function: G protein-coupled receptor activity. Lineage: Eukaryota; Metazoa; Chordata; Actinopteri; Moronidae. The coding region runs from base 739 to 2205 and encodes 488 amino acids.